Rhododendron vialii is the source of this 1486-nucleotide messenger RNA. RefSeq names its product adenylate kinase 4. The transcript has 6 exons. Gene Ontology annotation, molecular function: ATP binding; AMP kinase activity. Bases 344 to 1084 code for a protein of 246 amino acids. Gene Ontology annotation, biological process: nucleobase-containing compound metabolic process. The record is from RefSeq and is a predicted model, not a curated record. Lineage: Eukaryota; Viridiplantae; Streptophyta; Magnoliopsida; Ericales; Ericaceae. Gene Ontology annotation, cellular component: mitochondrion; cytoplasm.
AAGAGAGGAGAAAAUUCUACAGGCAAACUCUAUAAUAUUUCCUCUAAUUUCUCUUAAACCUUCUCACUCAUUUUCUUCUUAAUUAUACUAUUUUCUUUCAUUUUCCCCUUCCACCCCAAGUUCCAAACAGAGCCUAUGGUUUUGGACUGAGAAAAAAUAGGAGUGUAUUUAGAAGCUCCCGCCGCUUGAGCUUCAAGCGUUGGGAUGUCCGAGAAGAAGUAAAGAACCAAAUUCCAACCUACCAAAUUUGAACCAACCCAACUCUCUCUCUCUCUCUUUCUCUCUGAAACUACACUCUUCAGAUCGGAAACUUAGACAGAGAAAACCCUCGGAGAGGCCAACAAUGGCGAGCCCUUCGUCCCCGAAUUUGGAAGACAUUCCUUCAACGGAUCUCAUGACCGAACUACUGCGUCGAAUGAAAUGUUCCACCAAACCUGACAAACGCCUCAUUCUCAUCGGCCCACCUGGAUCUGGAAAAGGCACGCAAUCACCAAUUAUUAAGGAUGAGUACUGCUUGUGUCACUUGGCUACUGGUGAUAUGCUUAGGGCUGCUGUUGGUGCUAAAACCGCUCUUGGGAUUAAGGCCAAAGAAGCGAUGGAAAAGGGAGAACUUGUUUCUGAUGACUUGGUUGUUGGAAUAAUUGAUGAAGCUCUGAAGAAGCCUUCAUGUCAAAAAGGUUUCAUCCUUGAUGGAUUUCCAAGGACUGUUGUCCAAGCACAAAAGCUUGAUGAGAUGCUUGAGAAGCGUGGUGCCAAAGUUGAUAAGGUUCUCAACUUUGCAAUUGAUGAUGCUGUCUUGGAGGAGAGGAUUACCGGUCGCUGGAUCCACCCUACUAGUGGUCGGACCUACCACACCAAAUUUGCACCUCCUAAAGUACCUGGUGUGGAUGAUGUCACUGGAGAACCUCUGAUUCAACGUAAAGAUGAUACUGCAGCUGUUCUCAAGUCAAGGCUAGAGGCAUUUCAUAAGCAAACUGAACCUGUAAUCGACUACUAUGCCAAGAAGAGUAUUGUUGCUAACCUUCCUGCAGAGAAACCGCCGAAGGAGGUAACUAUCGAGGUUCAGAAAGUGCUCUCAUCAUGAAGACAAACCAAUCUUACUUUAACUUGGAAUUGGGUUAAACAUUUCAUACUGCAAGAUUUUGCUCAGAUGUGUAUCCUCACAUAUUCCUAUAUCACUAACCCAGCGGCCAUUCAUUUUGUGUUGCUUUACUUUAUACACUGGUUUUAUGAGCUCUCGGGAUGGGAUGAAUCUCCAAAAUAAACAAUUAGUACUAGAACUUAUCAGUCUAGUUUGAGAAUGCUGCUUUUGUUUUUUUGUGUGGUGACUGCAUAUCAGAAGUUAACUAGUAUUGGAAAAUGGAUUCAGUGCAGAUUUUGGGAGGAGUUUCCAUAUAUGGACAUGCUUGAAAUGUCGUAAUAGUCCCUUCUCACAAGAUGCAAAAUUGUUCAAGCCUACAAUGAAAUUGAGAUAUGUUUUUUGACA